This is a messenger RNA of Penicillium atrosanguineum, 1053 nucleotides long. RefSeq lists its product as uncharacterized. NCBI's taxonomy places the organism in Eukaryota, Fungi, Ascomycota, Eurotiomycetes, Eurotiales, Aspergillaceae. The transcript has a single exon. Bases 1 to 1053 code for a protein of 350 amino acids. The record is from RefSeq and is a predicted model, not a curated record.
AUGAGGGAAUUUCUACUCCCUGGGAUCGCUUUCUUCUCCUCAAGCCUCUGGGGCUUUUACGGGAAUAUUCCUUUCACCACAGUUAAGUCCAGCCGUCCCUUCAUGGAUCGAGCCGUUGGGUGCACUCAAUUGGCAACCGCAGCUUAUGCUGUGGAGCAAGCCUAUCAAAAUAUAUCGACUACAUAUUCCCUCCACGAAAACACAGAUCCAGCAGCGACUGAGACCAACACGUUCAUCCUACCCGAUUUCAAUGCCAGAUGGAACAUCACUUUGAAAAUUCCGGCAUUAGCAGCCGCAACUCGGACUCAAAUUGAGCACGAAACAUUCAUCUUCCCUCCUAAUUGGACAACUCAAGUUACUAUGCCCAUGUCCAAGCCCAUAUGCAAGCCCACGCCCGCCGCUAAUCCAGACCUGCCAUUCGAAAAUAUGGCCCUAAUCAUGCUGGCCAUACUCUUGGCCCUUGGUACCAAACAAGCAUUUAAUUAUGAAGUCACAGACUUGGCCCACAGAAUCAAUCCAAUUCUCUCAAACCCUCCGGCCUGGAUCUACAACCUUGUUAAUGAUGCAAUCCCAAAGUCGGUCAGCCAUGCCUUGGAAGGUUGCAUCCAAGCUAUCGGAAAUCACUUGAUACGAAUUGAAACAUGCGGCGCCCAGCUCGUGAGCCAACUAUUUGCAUUUGGCCAGGAUUUGAACCGCCUGCGAGAGGACUUUUUGAUAGCAAGACACGAAAUUUAUGCUGCACGAAUUGAUGUUACGAACACCAUUCAUACUUCUAUUCAAAACGCAAUCCAAACCUCCCUUGAGCCUGCUCUUGGAACCUUCAUUCAGGAUGCAGCCCAGAACGCCAUACAAGGUGCUGUUCAGACUUCCAUACAUAACGCAGUCCAGGCUACUGCUGCGAAUUCCGACAUUGCUCACAAGGCCAGCAAUGAUAUCAUAAUUCAGAUGCUGAACGGGCAAAAUGACAUCCAAAGAGGAACGGAAGAGAAGUUGGGGAGGUUGAGUGAUAUCAUUGGUAAGGGUAACUCUACGUUAAGCCGAUCAGUGAACUAA